AUGACAACAGCCCCGCAGCAGGAGAGUUCAGGCGAUGAUGUGCCAACGAUGAAGAAACACUCUUCGACCUGCUACAUCAGGCAGAACAACUUUGAGUUUUGCGGGUAUAAGUUAAAGAUCGCUCGAAUUUUAGGCGCUGACCUGGGCGUAUCUGCUUAUGUCUGGGACUCCGGGCUUGCUCUUUGCCGGUACUUUGAGAAGGAAAAAAUCAAUUUUACUGGGAGGAAAGUGAUUGAGCUGGGAGCAGGCACUGGGAUCGUGGGAAUAUUGGCUGCCUUACUCGGUGGAAAUGUUACCAUAACAGAUAAACCGAAUUGCCUGAUGCAAAUCAGAAAUAACGUUUACAUCAACAUCCCCCCUGUCUGCAGAAACCGUUUAAAGGUUCGCCCGCUGGUUUGGGGUGAAGACCAAUUUAACUUUCCUACCGACUAUGACUUCAUCCUGGGAUCAGAUAUCGUCUACCGAUUUGAUGCCUAUGCCGACCUGAUAGACACACUUCACCAACUCUGUAGCGAACAUACUACAAUUUAUCUUGCUACAGAAUUUCGAACUGAAAACCAGUCCAUGACUUUCCAUGACGCGCUUAUAACUGAAUAUUUUAACUCCAGUGUUGUUGAUAGUUCAAAGAACAGAUCUAUUAUUGUGUAUAAAAUAAGCAGAAUUGGUACAAAUCCUUACGAAUCAGAGGCAGCCAUAGCGCCGGAACUCUGA
Molecule: messenger RNA, 711 nt
Organism: Carcharodon carcharias (great white shark)
Lineage: Eukaryota; Metazoa; Chordata; Chondrichthyes; Lamniformes; Lamnidae
Product: EEF1A lysine methyltransferase 3-like
Exons: 3
Coding region: 1-711 (236 amino acids)
Biological process (GO): peptidyl-lysine methylation
Cellular component (GO): cytosol; cytoplasm
Molecular function (GO): protein-lysine N-methyltransferase activity
Source: RefSeq, a predicted model, not a curated record